UCAUCAUCCAAGCGGAACCUUUGAAAUACACGGCUGUUUUACGUCGGUGUUGGAACCUAAUCUUGGUAACAACAUGGACCGAUGAGGGGAAAGUUCCCUCUGUUGCAAACGCUGACCCAUUACACAUCACCAGAGGGGAGCCGGUAGCCCACAGGAGCUGCCACUGCGGUCACCUUCCAGCAGCCUGGUGAUUAUGCGGCCGGGACGGCGUCUGCUUUAACAGAUCUGGGUCCAGGCUCGGGGGCACAUUCCUUGGAGCGUGGCUGUUUGGGUUCUCCGCCACAAUGCAGAGCAGCGAAGCCCCUGCUGCUCACGUCCUGUUGGAGCGACCCUGGCUUCCUCUGUGCAUCAGCGGCUGCCAGCUCCUUGCCAAGACCUGGUUUGGGGACACGGCCUACCACAUCCUGCUGACAGACAUGCAGUGUGUCUGGGAGGAGAGGAUGGACGCGGCCGCCAUCCAGAGCAGAGCUCAGGAGCUGAACAGGCGUCUGCGAGCCCCGGUCAAGGCUUUCUUCUCCCACCUGUGCGAGGUGGCUCGGCCCUGUCUGUCUGGAGGUGACGCACAGCCGGGCGACGAGGCCAAGAUCUCCCUGAUGCGCCAGGAGGACGGAAACAUCAGCAUGAGGCUGAAGAGCGAGCUGGCAGGCCUGCCCUUCUACUGGGAGUUCCACUGCAGCCCCACGCCCGUCCAAACAGUGUGCAGUCAGCUGGUGCGCCCCCUGCUGCUGAUGAGCCGGCUGCUGCAGCGUCAGGUGGGGCAGCUGGGAGGCUUCCUGCUCAGGAAGGACGCAGAGAUUCAGGACUAUCGGGAGAACGGAGCCACGCUGAGCAGAGAGCGCCUGCAGACGGAAGUUUUCGAGGAGCGAACCCACAGAGAGGACUUCAUUGGAAAGGCUCUACCUCAGCUGUGCUCUGGGCAGCAGGAGGGGUUGGGGUUCGACGCCGACCUGCAGGAGCUGUACACCACCAUCGUCACCCACAGUAACACACGUAAACGCAAACUGUCAGAGAAAAACCCCUCAGAGGAAGAUCUGCCUGCCACCGAGGGAACCCAACCUCACCCCGUCUCCAGAUCAGAAACCUUUGCCAAUCUGGGAGUGAAAAAUCAAGAAGCAGGAAGGACAGAAGAGCUUAGUAUGGGAGACAAUGAGGCGGUGGUGAGCAGUGAAUCAGUGGAAGGCGACAGAGAGCAGAGCCAGAAGGACCAGGGGGACACAGCUGGAGCCAAGAUGGCCGACGGUCCCACAGAAAUACAGUCUGGACCCAUCCCUGCUGAUCCUGCAGAACGACCAGCGUCCAAGCCAAAGAAGAAGAAAGUUGGACUGUUCAGAUGAGCUCCAGCAGUAGGAAGCAAUAGAGGAAAAAUGAGACAUUAAUUACCUUUAAGUGCUUCAUGUUUAAAGAAGAAAAAAAAGAAGGUGGAGGGGGACUUUCUCUUGGUAUUGCAAACCAUGCUCUCUUUUUAGGAUUUUGCUUUCAAGGACACUAGCUGUUUUUAAUUAGGAUUUUGAUUAAUUCAUAGAGAAGGUUUUUUAUCUGAAAAAUGAAAUGAAAUAAAUUAUUGCUAUUUUAACAAUUUUGUGGAGUGAGGAUUCAAACACCAAACCCUCUGCCUUAGACUUAGACUACCUUAGGCUUAGACUUUGUGCAAUUGAUAUUAUUUUUUUUACCUCUGAACUGAAAAUUCCUAAAACACUCAUUUCAUGCAGAAACGUAUGUAUUUGGAUCUUAUUAUGUAAAAAUACAUUGGGAAUUACAUGAGUAAGCUACUUGUAUUUUUUUAAUUUUGUAUUUGACAAGCCUGAAAAAAA
Messenger RNA from Myripristis murdjan (pinecone soldierfish), 1811 nucleotides. RefSeq names its product nonhomologous end-joining factor 1 (gene nhej1). Gene Ontology annotation, cellular component: nucleus; DNA ligase IV complex. NCBI's taxonomy places the organism in Eukaryota, Metazoa, Chordata, Actinopteri, Holocentriformes, Holocentridae. Gene Ontology annotation, molecular function: DNA end binding. The coding region runs from base 285 to 1334 and encodes 349 amino acids. The record is from RefSeq and is a predicted model, not a curated record. The transcript is spliced from 10 exons. Gene Ontology annotation, biological process: double-strand break repair via nonhomologous end joining.